AUGACCAUUGCGUCCAGCAAUUGCAAUCCUGCACCGCGCGAUUUUACGCCGCGGUGCUUAACUGAUCUGGCGGUCGACUAUUCUAUCUUGUUCACGGACGAUAUGCAAUCACUCCAGCGCACAAAAUUGGCCAAAAAGUGCCAUCAACUUAACCUUUCUGUUAUUACAUCAGCCGAUCUGGACGAUGCUGCGGUCCGGCGUUGUUUUCCGACGCGGUCGAUUUUUGUGGUUCGUAGUGGCAAAGGAACGAUCUCUGAAUCGCUGCAGAGGCAGCUUGUAGGCUAUGCCUUUAUGAUAGUCCCCGAUUUCUUUAUUGAGAGCCUCAUAGAUAGCUGCGUUAAAGCCCAGCUGAAGUUCAAUGAGAUCGUUGCAAAUCGCCUGGGUCUGCCCAUAUCUUACGUUUCUCAGGCACCGCUUAUCAAUGGCUGGACAAACUCAUCGUCAGCUGCAGGCUCUUUUGGAAACAAUAUCGCCAUGAUCCAGCACACCGUGCAGACAGCGUCAACCAAUGGAAUGUCUUUCGUAAGCGCCAUGCGUGGAGAUAGUGCACAGGUUCUCUCUAUGGUCUUUGCCAUUCAGGACAUGUAUCAUCUGUAUGCCCCCCAGUUCUCUGAUUCUGUCAAGUGCGACGUCCCCCUCGGCGUCUCUGCCGUCGUGCCACCGACCUUUCUUAAUAACCAAUCGUACACUCCAAUCCAGAUGCUUCCUAUGCUAUGCGACAACCCCUCAUCGGUCCUGUACUAUGUCAACGAUUGUCGGCCCGUAGGACUUUAUUUAGACAACUGUAUCCCGAACAUUCCGCUUCCCAGGCUUUUCAUCCGCCCGCAAGUCGCCGUUCCUCAGAUUAUGCCAAACAUUGAGCUAGCAAUCCAUAAAGGAGAAAGCGUUAUCAAACUGUCGGGAGAACUGACCAGAGGGUAUGCGUUCUAUGAAAACACGGUAAAAGCAUCGGUUGCCAUGCUGGCUAAAAUCUAUUACAAUGCUAUACAUGAGGCGCGCUACGCCCUGGAGCUAAUCAAGGACAGUUUAGCCAACGUUAAAGCCACCCGUACAGCCUCAGUCAAGCCACGCGACUUUUGCUGUGAUAAAAAGGUUGUCGAAAAGGAUCAAUCUGGAUUUCCGGAUGUGGACUUUUCAAAGCUCCCUAUUACGCCGGACAUAGCCAGCGUCUAUCCGGACCUUAUCAUGGAUUACGACGAGCUAGGGCUUGUUUUUGGAUACCGCCUAUUAGAGUUUUCCAGGACAAAGAGGACAUGGUCCUCGUGGGACAGUCGAGCGCCUUUGGUGGCCUCUCCGCUAGGAUCCUAUUUCUUAGAUGACUACUACUCAGCCAACAAGCAAGAUGCUGAUCAGCUAUUGUCCUUGCCAUACUUCGCACAGACACCCUACACCACCUCUAUCUUCGAUACCACAGAGAACCGCGUCGAGUCUGAGAUAGCCCGCCUGCGUGCAAGAGACUCAGACGAUGUAAUUGUUAUACGACCAGCACGCUGCCCCGACAAGGUGAUCGCUGUUCCUCGGAACGGCCGUCCCUUUACCACCUUCCAACUCAUCAAUGCUGUUACAUAUCUCUGCAAAAACAUGCACAGAAUUAACAAGAUGACACGAAGUAGCUCUGAGGGUCUUGUGGCAUCUUCGAAACGGCGCUCAAUGGCUUCCUCAGUGGCCUCGCUGAACAAGUUCGGAAUACCUCUGCGCUUCCUUGCAGAUUAUACGAAUAGCGCAUCCCAUCGGCGCCAGAUUAGCGAACCAGAGGAUAACGACGAGGGCCUUCAAGAGGACAGGUCACGAGGCAAGUGUGCCGUUUGUGGCGUCAACUAUAUGAACUACUUCGAUCACGUACGAUCCCAUGUGCAUAUAGAGAAGUAUCGCGAACUAUUAUGCGGACUCAACAUAUACAGGCCUCUUCAAAACUCCAUGACCCUUUCGGAAUACAAGGUGUCGAUGCACAGACAGCUCGCCAACAUAAUCAUGUUUAUUGUCACUCGCGAACAGAAGCCAUAUGAUGUGGUGGCAGAAAAGCUCAACGAGUGCCUGAGCGCGAUGGGAAGCCGCAUCCAGGUGGAUCCGUAUGACCUCCCUCGCAGUAGCAGCCCAACCUGUCGCACCUCCUCGUUUACUACCUGGCGAGAGCGUAUCUUCCGGACACAGCAGCAUGCAUUCCAUGAGACUCUGAUUAAGUCAAUCGAGUACUAUGGCGACACACUGACUCCUGGCGCCGGUGCCGAUACUAAUAUUGAUGCUGGGACAAUAGGAAUGAUGGGGGCGAUUGUUAAUGGGACCGGUGCGUUUCUACGGGCCCAAAAGCCCGUGGUCAAGAGUCCUUUGAGUUCCGUGUCUGUCAAACAUGUUUCCUCGUUAGAAUACACGCAGAAGUCCUUCCAAUCGUACUGUGAUCUGCUCAUGCAAGCUACCUUUUCAUCCAUUGGGUUCAGCAACUGCAUUCGAGCAACCGAAAUCCUUCAAGAUGCUGCAGCUGACUUCUUCCCAGCCCAUGUGCUAACUGAUCUCCAGGGGAAAAUAGACCUUGUAGCGCCCAUAAAGGUUCCCUUCCGAGGCAUUGAAGAUCUCAUUCCUGAUAGGGUACUUUAUAAACCGCUUUACGACAUUCGGCAUGAGCUCAUGAACAACUACAUGUGUUCAACACCGGUCUCUAGAGACGGUUCACUUCUGGACAUUUCGAUGCAGUCCACUGAGCUACAGGCUCCAGAAGCGGCAGGAAUGGGAAAGCUGCUGUGUGAUACUACUCUUGGAGAUAAUUUUCAAAGUGAGCUCAUAGAUGAAUACAUAUUUCAAAAUACAAACAAGAUGCACCACUAUGAUAGCUUCUCUGCAUACGAUACCGUCAUGUACACAUUUUAUCAGGAUUUCGUUAGAGAAUCUCUCAACUUUCGUUACGGAUACUUUCAGGUAGGUGAUAUUUAUAAGAAUAUCAUGCAGCAGGAACGGCGAUCCGGGGCUUUCGGGAUAAGUGAUGACGCCGAGUCAGCGGAGCAAGACCCACUUGAGGCCUUUGAACCAUUGGAUGACGCAUUUAUCGAGAUCUAUCGUUACCUUGCGAAAUCAUUCUACAAGCUCCCGCCGUCCGCUCAGAACAGUCUCAACAUUAAGAUAUUUUCAGAUAUGCAAGAGAGCUGCAAGGAGAAUGAAACCGAGCAGAUGGAUCUCAAUUCGCUCUCCUCAUCUACUAAGGUUGACACACAAUCUCGCAAUCUAGAAGCGAUGACCGAAAGCAUUAUUCAGACACACGAAAAGUCGCAUGCAGAAAGUGUGGAUUCGAAAGACCCUUCCUCUAAAUUGAGUGUACACUUGGGCUACGAAGACAAGAUACAGAGAGGCUCCCUGGCCAUGUUAUCCUAUAAAGGGUCUGCAGACACACCGAUCCCUGGCAGUGACGGGGUAGAGAGCAGUUUUGCAGAGCCCAGCGGCUCGCUACCAAGUGCAUAUCACAACACUCAGCAGUCAGAUCUGCUCUUGGCCCUACUUCAGCACGAUUCAGAAGCAUCUGCUGUUGGAUUGAUUGACGAUUCUAUGUGCUACAAAGGCACCUUUGAUGCUGUUUCUCACCAACCAAUUGAGGUCCGCCCGUACGUUCCAGAGACGAUGCUACGCGAGGACGUCAAUACUCUGGACACGUAUCUGAGUAACAAAACAGCAUCUGUUGCUAUCAAGCCAUAUACUCUACCAGGGAUGCAAUCUAUCAUAGAUAUGAGCUCUGACGCUAGUAACAUCGAGAGGGGCGACGGAGAUCUAUACGAUCACGACUCUAUCAUUGGAGGCUUUAUCAAGAAGUUGAGUAAGACAUGCAUUGGCCAAACUAACCCGCCUGGAUCAGGGUCCACCUCAGGACAAGGAAGUCCAAACCCAUCUCGUGACAAGCGGAUGGAGGACAUUGUUCUACCCGUUCACAAAGGCGUCCCACUUGUUCUACCGUCCAUCACACGCAUACUAAACACUCACCUUCCACUCAAUCAGAACGAAACAUUUGAGACUAUCUGUGAACCCCCGGACGGUACCCAAGGGCGUGUCAUAUUACCUCCUGAAUACGAAAUCCGGACUAAGAAAACCCCAAAUAUAGAGGACUACAUAGGACUCUUUCACAUUUGUGACCAAGGUGGCCGAGAAUCUUGCGCACCAAGCACGGCUCUUUCUGACGACUAUCUGAUGCCUGCAACACUUCUCAGAGAAAUAGGGGGGAUCAAUGGCGCACCUGAUCCAGCAUUUUACCCCACUGUGUGCACACUAAUGAAGACAAUUGAUGCGCUAUUUCCUCUUUGCUCCCAGCUACAAGAGAAUUACGAUAUCCCAACAGCGAACAAAGCUAGCGACUCGCCUGGAGCAAACCUUCUUGACCAUGGGAACAGCGACGAGCUUUCCAUGGACGAUAGCAUGUUCUUGGAAUCGCUUUGUCCGCGUAUUCGACGAUCGAACUCUAUACCUGGGCCGAUACAACUCUCUCCUGAAGCUAUUUCAAUCUCUCUUCUUGCAGCAGAUUCUCCAGCCGGUUUAGACAUUGAUAACCCUGUCAUGCAGAAGACGCUCGAAGAACUCCGCAAGGAUCUCUCUCCAACAUCUCCAGUUGAGGGCUCCGCUGAGCGUCCUGUGGAUAUUUGCGGAUCAGCAGAGGGAAGUGGUGGACACAAUACAGUUACAGGAUUAUACGCGGGGCCGCAGCUUUAUGAAAAGAUUGGAAAGAGCAGGAGAAUAGAAGAGUCAACGACCUAUGUGUCGACACAACUAUCUGGAUCCGACUAUGGAAGCUCUUACGAGCAGGUCACUUUUCCCGACAUCUCAACUUUUUCAACACUUCGAGAGGCACACAGCACUCCUCUAAGGCCUGAGGAGGACACAUCUCCCUCCAGACAUCACAAUUACCUCACCUCCAUCGUUAAAGAGAUUGACAUGAACGGCAAUCCGUUUCCCCAGUUCUGUACUCUCCUCAGAUCAAUAAUUUAUUCAGUCAACUCCAGCCUCAUAACAAGCUAUAUGCUAGGAAAUAAUGCUUUACUUAACGCAUGCUCUGCGUUUGAGGCUGUGUCUAAUUCUGUGUUGGGCGUCUCAACUCAGAGUGCCAUGAUUCAACCAAUCCAUCUAGCGAUUCUCCAAGCAGGCGUCAUAUCGAAACUACAGUCCGAUAAAAUCUCGCUUGGAUACGACUGUUUUGUUAAGCGUAAAUACACAAGUAAGAUACUGAUGGAAAAACACCCCCGGCCUUCUGUCUACGAUUGCAAUGGUCUGGCAGACGAGCUAUCAAACAUUCUCACAUAUAAAUUAAAUCAAUGA
This is a messenger RNA of Giardia duodenalis, 5283 nucleotides long. RefSeq lists its product as uncharacterized. Lineage: Eukaryota; Fornicata; Diplomonadida; Hexamitidae. Bases 1 to 5283 code for a protein of 1760 amino acids. The record is from RefSeq and is a predicted model, not a curated record. The transcript has a single exon.